GUGUGCGGUUGUCUCACAAUCAGAGAGGGGGAGAAGAGGAAGAGAAGAGGAAGAGAAGAGGAAGAGAAGAGGAAGAGAAGAGGAAGAGAAGAGGCACUCUGUCGGGAAGUAGACACCCUCUCAGAAGGAGGUGUGACCACCAAGUGUAUUGAUCACAGCAGAAUCAGCUGAUUUGAACCCUCUUUGACUGAUUCGUGAAGUCUAAUCUCGCUGAUCCGAAGAGCUGACUCCUGAUUGGUUGAGUCUGAUUGACAACCUGAUUGAUUGGUCCCGUCGGCUGAUUGAUUGACAGUCGUUGGCUCCGGGGAUGAGCGGCUCCGGGGAGGUGGUGUGUGACGGCUGGCUGAGGAAGUCUCCCCCGGAGAAGAAGCUGCGUCGCUUUGCGUGGAAGAGGCGUUGGUUCGUGCUGCGGAGCGGUCGACUGAGCGGGGAACCGGACGUCCUGCAGUACUUCAAGAACCAGCAGUCGCGCCGGCCGAUCCGGACCAUCAACCUGAACCUGUGUGAACAGGUGGACGCCGGCCUGACGUUUCCGAAGAAGGAGCUGGAGAGCAGCUUCGUCUUCGACCUGAGGACGGAGGAGAGGACCUGGUACCUGGUGGCCGAGUCCGAGGAGGACAUGAACCGCUGGGUGUCCUCCAUCUGCCUGCUGUGUGGCUUCAACCCGACUGAUGACGUCCCGGAGAGACCUCCUGCCUCCGGCUCGUCCUCAGCCACUGAGGCGACCUUGGGCGUCGCCCUGGCAACAGGGUCAGUCCCGCCCCCCUACGACCCGGUGAGUGUCAGGAGCCUGGUGACCGGCGGCAACGCAGAAGAUUACCUGUGGUUGUCGCACUGCCAGAGUCACAUCAGUCCGCCUUUAGGUUCCUCCCUAUCUCUUGAAACCGACUACAACGACAACCCUCUUCCCUCCUCCUCCUCUUCCUCUUCCUCCUCUCCUUCCUUACUCCCCAACGGCCUCCCACCUCCAUCCUCCUCCUCCGGCUUUAGGACGGCUCCCUGGACGGCUGCCACCGUGACGGGCUCUUUGAGCCAGUCUCCGGAUGCCAGCAGCGUGACCUCUGACCUCCAGAGGCGAGGCGGCCGACCCCGUUGCCAACCCUCCCCUCAUCCCAGGAAGCACUCCCUGGACUUCCACCUGCGGCCCGUGGCGUUACCCUUCAGUCAUGACAGACACUCGGCCGCCCAUCCAAAUGCCCACUCAUACACCACCAGUGGUUACCAGGUCCCUCGUCCGGCGUCCACCACGCAACCACCACCCCUUCGCCGCCCAGCCUCCACCCCCAGUGUGGACUCCCUGACCCAGGCGGAGCUCCACGGCUCGACCGCGACUCCCCCUCCACGCCCGCCCAAGCCCCAGACCGCCCCGGGAGAGGGCCCGGCGGUGGGCACGUGGGCCGCCACGCUGCCCCGCCCCUCUUCGGAGCAAGAGAGGAGGGACGGGUGUCUGGAGGGAGGAGGUCUGCCGAGGAGCUACACCUUCACUGCGCCAGGACGCACGCCAACAGGUUGUGACUCUUUUCACGUCCCUCGGUCUCUGUCCGACAGAGCGAGCAUGUUCGAGUUCAGCGAGAGCUUCAACAGCUACUUUUUUAAUAAAGGCAUGGUACCUCUGGGUAGUGUUUGCUCUGAAGACGAUGAUGUGGACGAAAACUACGUUCCCAUGAGCGCCGCCACCACUGAGCCUCCUGUUGCCCCAAGGGUGCCUCCGCAUCCUCCCUCGGACCCCGCUGUCCAGAUCCAGGAGGCCAACUACAUCCCCAUGACCCCCCUCACCCCUUCCCUUCCCAUUCAUCCCAACCCUGCCGCAGGCGACCCGGCCUCCCUCGGGAGACAAGUGCCCCCGCCCGCCCACAUGGGUUUUCGGAACUCCCCCCUGACCCCCGUGGACCCCCUCACCCCGCCGCUCCGGAGGAACACCGUGAACGCUUCCGGUGGCGUGGAAGUGGAGGCGACGCCCCCUCCGAUCGACCGCAACCUGAAACCACAACGCCGAGUGAAACCAGCUCCUCUGGACAUCACUUCAGUGCAGCUGGACUGGCAGGAAGUCCCGCCCCCUGUACGCUCGCCUGUCACUCGAACCUUCACUCGGGAUCCGUCCAGUUGUCGGUCGGUCAGGCCGACCUCUGCUCACAGCUCGUCCCCGUCCUCCGACUCCGAUGACACCGACGACAGCUACGUCGCCAUGACGACGACCACCUCCAGCCUCAGUUUCAGCACCGGGGAGCCGUCUCUGAGGCUCAUGCUGCACCGGGCCUCAGAGGGCGGAGUCAGCAGCCCGAUGCUACGGCGAGUCAUAGGCGAUAAACAGGUGGAGUACCUGGACCUGGACCUCCACACCUGGCGAUCGACACCAACAAGACAGAAACGCUGCACGGCGGAAGGGGGAGGAGUCAGCAAGCACGCCGGAGCAGGCGAUGGGGGGCGCGCACGGGGCGAGCGUGCACGUGUGGACUACGUGGUGGUGGACCCCAAGAGAACCAAGGCCCUGAGGAGCACCAGGGAAGCGUGGCACGACGGGAGGAUGUCCACGGAGAAGGAGAAAUGCCAGAGCUAACUCACCUCCGGUUUCUUUACCUCCCGAAAGCCCCGUCUGACUCCUACGUUGACAUUUUUUAAACGUGUUCGCUGUAGAGGGAGUUUUUUUGUUUAUAGGAAUAAACGGGAAAUAAUGUGACAAUACAAUUAUCCACAGCUCCUUCAUCAACUUAUUUUUUAGGUAGCUUUAGCUGAAAUCCAGCUUUGCUAUUUUGAGAUUUUAUUUAAUUAACUCACGUCUCCCUCCACGGCAUAAGUGUAUGUGCAGAAAUAAGAACUUAUUUCAAAAGGUUUGAAACCACUUUGAACAUCGUGCUUCCUCCUGAGGUCGUGAACAAGAUGGUGGACCAAUCAGAUGUUCCGUUGAUUAAUAGUCUUGCGUAAUCAUCUCCGCGUCCUCGUGUGUAACUGAGUGAUUUAUUGAUUCUGUAAUAACAGUGACGACUAAAAUGAAUAAACUCUACACGUCGCUGUUUCAUCGAUUGUCUCCUUUCAACGCUCUCUUGGUAGUGUGUGUGUGUGUGUGUGUGUGUGUGUGUGUGUGUGUGUGUGUGUGUGUGUGUGUGUGUGUGUGUGUGUG
Messenger RNA from Cyclopterus lumpus (lumpfish), 3118 nucleotides. RefSeq names its product GRB2-associated-binding protein 1-like. Bases 308 to 2557 code for a protein of 749 amino acids. The record is from RefSeq and is a predicted model, not a curated record. NCBI's taxonomy places the organism in Eukaryota, Metazoa, Chordata, Actinopteri, Perciformes, Cyclopteridae. The transcript has 12 exons.